Messenger RNA from Exophiala dermatitidis NIH/UT8656, 972 nucleotides. RefSeq lists its product as uncharacterized. The transcript has a single exon. Gene Ontology annotation, cellular component: cytosol. The record is from RefSeq and is a predicted model, not a curated record. The coding region runs from base 1 to 972 and encodes 323 amino acids. Gene Ontology annotation, molecular function: aldose reductase (NADPH) activity. NCBI's taxonomy places the organism in Eukaryota, Fungi, Ascomycota, Eurotiomycetes, Chaetothyriales, Herpotrichiellaceae.
AUGGCCCUCAACCGCACUUUUACGUUGAACACCGGUGCUAAGAUCCCCGCCGUGGGGUUCGGCACAUGGCAAGCGGCGCCCCAUGAGGUCGAGGAUGCGGUCGAAGUUGCGCUCAAGGCCGGGUACAGGCAUCUGGACUGCGCAGCCAUUUAUCGGAAUGAGGCAGAGGUCGGCCGGGGUAUUCAGAAGAGCGGCGUCGACCGCAAGGACAUCUUCAUCACCACCAAGUUAUGGAAUACCAAGCACGAUCCCAAAGAUGUCGAGCCGGCGCUGGACAAGUCUCUGAAGGAUCUCGGUGUGGAUUACGUCGACUUAUAUCUAAUUCACUGGCCUGUCGCUUUUGUGCCCGGUGACCGCUGGUUUCCCCUGGACUCCAACGGCGUCUUCCAGCUGGCCGACAUUCCCAUCAUUGAAACCUGGAAAGCCAUGGAAGCGCUGCUCAAGACCGGCAAGACACGCGCCAUUGGUGUGUCGAACUUCAACAUUCGGCGGCUCAAGGAGCUGCUUGCGCAAUCCUCCGUGGUCCCAGCAGUGAACCAGAUUGAGGCGCAUCCAUACCUCCAGCAACCGGACCUCCUGGAAUUUUGCAAACAACACGGCAUUCUGAUCGAAGCUUACAGCCCUCUUGGCAACAACAUCACGGGUGAACCCAAAGUUAUUGAUGACCCAGAAGUCCAGGAGAUCGCCAAAUCGGUGGGUUUGGAUCCUGGUCAGCUGCUCAUCAGCUGGGCCGUCCAGCGAGGUACGGUGGCACUGCCCAAGAGCGUUACGAAGAACAGAAUCAUCAGCAACUUCCAGGAUGCCGUUCUGCCGGAAGAAGUGAUGAAAAAACUAAAUGCUCUCGAGAGGCACAAGAGAUUCAAUUUCCCGGGAAGAUGGGGUUGUGAUAUCUUUGACGAGAUAGGGGAGGAAGAAGCUCGGAGAAUAGCCAAGGAGUCCGCACCUGAUAACUUGAAAAAGUUUACCGUCUAA